Messenger RNA from Diachasma alloeum, 2885 nucleotides. RefSeq lists its product as uncharacterized. Gene Ontology annotation, cellular component: centriole. Lineage: Eukaryota; Metazoa; Arthropoda; Insecta; Hymenoptera; Braconidae. The transcript has 6 exons. The record is from RefSeq and is a predicted model, not a curated record. Bases 234 to 2450 code for a protein of 738 amino acids. Gene Ontology annotation, molecular function: protein binding. Gene Ontology annotation, biological process: centrosome duplication; centriole replication; regulation of cytokinesis.
CUUAUUCCAGGGUCAAUCUCGGAUUUUGUGGGUUUGUGAUGAUGCUUGUUUGUUAUUCUUAACCUAGAAAUCGUGGAUUUUCACAGCUGAAGUGAUUUGUUGGGGAUUAACGAGACCUUUUGGAAUCAGUGAUGAGCGAAAAUUUCUUGGGAUGAGGUAGAAAGCAUGGAAAUUGGUUAGAGCGCUGGUGACUGGUGGUUUUUGGGAUUUAGAGAGAGUUUGGAAAGAGAAAUAUGGAGUACACGAGCUGUAUCAGGAUACGGGGGGUGCCGAUACUCCCGCCCUUGAUGACCGAGGAGUUGCGCUCGGAGAUGUCGUACUACAAGCAACUAGCCCUCUCCGUCGAGGAGAAGCUCUCCCGUCAGCGUUUGACCCCCGAGGGUUCCCCCGACACAUUGAAAACCGUCUCGACCCCCCGAAUCUCGCGAAAGUCCUCUAAAGCCUGGUCGAAAACCGAGGAGACCCUCUCGGACGACGAGACGACCUUGACAAAGUCCACAGACUUGAAUAGGUACCUGGUGAACCCCUCUGACACCUCCGAGGGCUCCUCAGAGGCCUCGAAGCCCCGAAUCCCCACGUCCCUGGACAUAAUCCCGAUAAGUCUAGAGCCCCAGCCCCUGAAGAAGUCCAAAUCGUCAUCGAGUAUUCAGAAUCCCCAGGAGGAGCCCAGGAAGCUCGUGAGACAGGGCUCCUACACCCUGGACACACCCUCUCCGAUGCUUCUCGCUCAUAUCGAGGUUAAUAGACCUGAAUACGUCCCCUCAGGUCAACAGAAGCGGAGAGAUUUUAAGUUGAAUGACGCCAAAAGCACCUGGACGUGUCAGAAUGCCUUGAAAAAUGGGGUUGGAGGGGCGGGAAAGCACCCUCGGAGGGUCAACGGCUCUCUCGAGUCCAUUGACAUUCAAUCCUCCAGGGAGAGUCGGAAGAAAACGUUCAGAGGGCCUCUAGAACGCUCCAAGUCCAGUAAUGAAGUGAAGAAUCGAUAUCUCAAUGAGCAAAAUCGAAAUCUGGGAGAGAGGAGUCGAUAUCUGGAGAGGAGUCAGGGAUUGUACGAGGUGAAUGGGAAUUUAGAGGGACAAAAUCGAAAUUUAAGGAGGAGGGAUUCAUAUUCUGAGAAGAUUCAAGAGGUUAAAGUCAGUGAGAAGAAUUUCGAUAACCAAAAUCGAAAUUUCACCGGCCAGAAUCGAAAUAUCGCUGACGAAAAUCUAAAUUCACCAAAAAAUCGAUCAUCAAAUAGAGAUAUCGUGAUGCCGAUUCGAGAUUCCAAGUCAAAAAAUCAAAAUGUAGACAUUGAUUUGCAAAAAGAAUCGACCCCGAAAAAUUUCGAAACGAUCAAUCGCAAUUUUUCGCAGAAUCGAAACUUCGAUCUAGAGAAUCGAAGGGUCGGGUCGAAAGAAUUCUACUUCGAGGAGAAGAAGUUGGGGGGAUCCCUGGGGGAUCUUUUGAACUCAUCGAACGAUAUAUCGACUGCUGAACCUGACGAGAGGAUGACGAAGAGUCUCGAUAUUAAUGACUUCGAGGCGGGCACGUCUGAGCGACUUUUGGGGGUCUUCCGGGAGAUUCAGAGGACUCACGACAGGCAGAUGGCGGAUUUGAUUGAGCGUCAGCAGAGGGAGCAGGCGUUCAUGCAAGAGGCGUUUGAGAAGCAGCAGCUGAUGCUCUUGGAGCAGAUUGACAAGACAUUUCCGGGAAUAUCUAUUAUGGAAUUGGUUAAGAGGGUGGGAGAGGGGGAGAGGAAGAAGGAUUGGAAGAACGAGGAAUUCUCGAGUUCGUUUGACUCAGACGGAAGCAUGAGCAUUAAUUUGGGGGAAAGCGGGCUGGAGGGUAGUCCUGAGGGGAAGAUGAGGGGUGUCAGCAGACAGCUGUUCCCGUUGGAGGUGCAGACGAGGAGGAUACCCGUGGUCAAUGGGGGUCUUCAUGAUCCGAGACAUAUACAAGCAGCGACAGUGAUAAAUGCGUAUGCUCGUGGCUUUCUGGUUCGUAGAAUGAUGAAAACAGAGCAAAUAAUAUCACUGAAAAACACUUACCGAGAGGCACUCCACUGUAUGUUGAAAUUGACAGUAGAUGCACCACUAGAACUCGCAGAGUUGAAUUUUCACAAGCGUUUGCAGCUGCAGUGUGACGCUGCAUCGAUGAAUAUCGUUGAAUUAUUUUCACAGAGUCCAUCCAAGAGAAUGGAAAUUAUAGCUCACGACAGACAGAUUAAGAAGGCAAGGACGGAGCGUCCCUCCUCCGCCAGGUCGUCAAUGUCAUUCGCCACACAGCGGACACUAGCCAGGAAGAAAUUAAAAGAAUUGGGAAUUUUUCAACUGCCAGAGGCUCAGAGCACCUCCAGAACUAGAUGUCAGACGUGGACAUCGAAUAAUCGAGAUAAAAAAUCACCAGGAAUUGUCUAUAGAGGUAUAAAAAGAAGUACAAGUGCUGGUGCUGUCCGAAAGCCCUGGAGAUGAGCCCCUCCAAGUGCCUUAAACUCAAAAUAAAAAAGAAAAUUAAUAAAAAAAAGGAGAGUUUAAUAUCAAAUUUACGUUGAUUAAAUAACAAAAAUUUUUUAUAUCAUUGAGAUGACCAUCCAGUGCCUAAGACGAAGCCCAAAGGAAUGUAUUUCCUUGAAAAGGAAUUGAGAGGACGAAUCUCUGUUUUCGUGGCCAAGUGCCUCUUUAAUAACUUUCUUUUAUUGAAUAUUAAUAAGUUGUUUCUUUUAUUGGAUACUUAUUAUCCUGUCCUGUGAUAAAGGAUGCCACUAGGCAAUUUAUAGACUCAUCGCCACAUCCAAUGUGAAUUCCUCUUCAUUUAAUUUAAGUUCUUUUGUAUUCGAUGGAAAUUGUUUCCAUUUUUUUCAAUUUCUUAUGUUAAUUCAGGUGAAUAAAUGGGAAAAUUAAUAGAGA